UCCAGUUCUUCUUGCAACGCGUAAUAGUCUAAUAAGAAAUAUUACAAACUGAGAGAUACUCGACAAACAAUAUUUUCGUCAACUGUUCGAAUAAUUUCAAAAUGUUUGUCAACUGUUCCCGAACGAUCAGACACAAAACUCAGCUGAGCAGCUUGUUGCAAAGAUAUCAAUCGACUUUGGUCAUUGCGGAGCAUAAUAACGAGGCUCUGUCGACGAUUACCCAAAAUGCAUUAACCGCAGCCAGGCAAAUCGGUGGGGAUAUUACUGUCCUGGUCGCUGGGACAAAGUGCGGGCCCGUCGCGGAGGCUGUAUCCAAAGCUAACGGCGUAGCUAAGGUCUUAGUUGCCGAGAAUGACGCCUUUAAGGGAUUCGUCCCUGAAGCCAUAACCCCGCUGAUACUUGCCACCCAAAAACAGUUCAACUUCAGCCACAUUCUCGCAGGUGCUACAGCAUUUGGAAAGGCUUUGCUGCCGAGAGUAGCCGCUAAACUGGAUGUUUCCCCGGUGAGUGAUAUAAUCGGUAUUAAAUCGCCGGACACAUUUGUGAGAACAAUAUAUGCGGGCAAUGCUAUACAAACUGUCAAAGCUAAGGACGGCGUCAAAGUAGUUUCUAUUCGGGGGACUUCUUUCGAGGCGACGCCUCUAGAAGGAGGGAGCGCCAAGCUAGAGCCAGCCCCAGCGGGAGAUUAUAAGUCUAAUUUGGUCGAGUUCGUAAGUCAAGAACUGACAAAGUCGGACAGACCGGCGCUCGCUUCUGCCAAGACUGUCAUCUCCGGUGGUCGUGGGUUGAAAUCGGGAGAAAACUUCCAGCUUCUGUACACGCUUGCCGAUAAAAUGAACGCAGCCGUUGGUGCUUCUCGCGCCGCAGUCGAUGCUGGAUUUGUACCGAAUGACUUGCAAGUUGGACAGACUGGGAAAAUUGUUGCGCCGGACCUCUACGUCGCUGUGGGUAUCUCCGGAGCAAUUCAGCAUCUUGCUGGAAUGAAAGAUUCCAAAACUAUCGUAGCGAUAAAUAAGGAUCCGGAAGCUCCUAUUUUCCAAGUUGCCGAUUACGGUUUAGUAGCAGAUUUGUUCAAAGCAGUUCCAGAGCUUACCGAGAAGGUGUAAAUUAUGCAGACCUAUACUAAUGCCGUUGUUUCAA
This is a messenger RNA of Diprion similis, 1140 nucleotides long. It is a transcript of the gene wal, whose product is annotated as electron transfer flavoprotein subunit alpha, mitochondrial. The transcript is spliced from 4 exons. The coding region runs from base 102 to 1106 and encodes 334 amino acids. The record is from RefSeq and is a predicted model, not a curated record. Gene Ontology annotation, molecular function: electron transfer activity; flavin adenine dinucleotide binding. Lineage: Eukaryota; Metazoa; Arthropoda; Insecta; Hymenoptera; Diprionidae. Gene Ontology annotation, cellular component: mitochondrion.